Magnolia sinica is the source of this 4136-nucleotide messenger RNA. Its product is annotated as probable phospholipid-transporting ATPase 4. Gene Ontology annotation, cellular component: plasma membrane. Gene Ontology annotation, biological process: phospholipid translocation. The record is from RefSeq and is a predicted model, not a curated record. The transcript has 10 exons. Lineage: Eukaryota; Viridiplantae; Streptophyta; Magnoliopsida; Magnoliales; Magnoliaceae. Gene Ontology annotation, molecular function: ATP hydrolysis activity; ATPase-coupled intramembrane lipid carrier activity; ATP binding. The coding region runs from base 274 to 3927 and encodes 1217 amino acids.
UAUUUCUUUGAUUGCGAAUUAGAACCUUUCAACAGAUGUUCAGGAGUUUGGAUGGAUGAUGUUUGAUUUCUGCCAUCUUUGUCAUGAUCAAAAUAUUUCAAGUUGUGCUACAUUGUGACAUGUAGGGUUUCUUUUUCUGGAAUCCUUUCUUGAUGGAUGGGAUUACUGUGCCACAGGGACUUCAAUGUUUUCUGCAUCCUGAAACAUCAACUGCUAGUUUUUUUCAGGAAAAUCCAUGUUAAUUUUGUUAUAUAGGAGCUGAAAUCUUGAAAGAUGCCACGGGCAAGGAGGAUAAGAGCAAAGCUCCGAUGGAGCAACCUCUACACUUUCUCUUGCUUCCACCCGACAGUCGUAGACUCAGAAGGAGGGCAUCCCCUUCAAGGCCCUGGGUUUUCUCGGGUUGUCUACUGCAACCAACCCCUUGUCCAUCGAAGGAAGCCCCUGAAAUACGCCUCAAAUUACAUAUCGACCACCAAAUACAAUGCCAUCACGUUUGUGCCCAAGGCGAUCUUUGAGCAGUUCCGACGGGUUGCCAAUCUGUAUUUCCUGUUGGCUGCGAUCUUGUCGCUUACACCCAUUGCCCCCUUCUCUGCUGUGAGCAUGAUCACCCCUUUGGCCUUUGUUGUCGGGCUGAGCAUGGCAAAGGAAGCUUUGGAAGACUCGCGUAGGUUUAUCCAGGAUAUGGAGGUCAAUAGUCGAAAGGUUAGCACCCAUAAAGGGAAUGGGGAGUUUGGUCCCAGGCAAUGGCAAAAGCUUUGUGUUGGAGAUGUGGUGAAAGUUGAGAAGGAUCAGUUCUUUCCUGCAGACUUGCUUUUGUUGUCUUCAAGCUAUGAAGAUGGGAUCUGCUAUGUGGAGACAAUGAAUUUGGAUGGUGAAACAAACUUGAAAGUUAAGAGAUCUUUGGAGGUUACCCUGCCCUUGGAGGAUGAUGAGGCUUUUAAGGAUUUCACGGGGACAAUCAGAUGCGAAGAUCCCAACCCUAGCCUAUACACUUUUGUGGGUAAUUUCGAGUAUGAUCGGCAGAUUUAUGUUCUAGAUCCUAGUCAGGUUCUCCUCAGAGAUUCAAAGCUCAGGAAUACUGCUUAUGUAUAUGGAGCAGUGAUUUUUACUGGUCACGACAGCAAAGUUAUGCAAAAUGCAACGAAAUCCCCUUCUAAGAGGAGUAGAAUUGAAAAGAAAAUGGACUACAUCAUAUAUAUCCUUUUCACCCUCCUCAUUUUGAUAUCACUGAUUAGCUCAAUUGGUUUUGCUGUGAACACAAAGUUCGGUAUGCCCAACUGGUGGUACUUGCAACCACAUAACACUUCGAAUUUAUAUGAUCCCUCAAAGCCUGUCUUGUCAGGGUUUUCCCAUCUAGUCACAGCUCUUAUCCUCUAUGGAUAUUUAAUACCAAUCUCACUCUAUGUCUCGAUAGAGGUUGUCAAGGUCUUGCAAGCAAUGUUCAUUAAUCAAGACAUUCAAAUGUAUGAUGAGGAAACAGGAAAAACUGCACAAGCGCGGACCUCUAAUUUGAAUGAGGAGCUUGGUCAGGUUGAUACAAUUCUAUCUGACAAAACAGGCACUUUGACGUGCAACCAAAUGGAUUUUCUAAAGUGUUCUAUUGCUGGUAUUUCAUAUGGCGUGCGUGCUAGUGAAGUUGAAAUUGCUGCUGCAAAGUUGAUGGAAAUGGACCUUUCUGGGCAAAAGAUGGAAAUUCCUAACAGUGAUCUUGGUUUUUGGGGAGAAAAUAGAAAUGAUAUCACUGUGUCCGAAAUAGUACUGGAAUCUGGAGGUGAUCCUAAGAUCGAAAAGAUACACAAGUCUCCGAUAAAAGGGUUCAGCUUUGAAGACAACCGCCUCAUGGAUGGGAAUUGGUCAAAAGAGUCCGAUCCAGAUGUGAUUUUAUUAUUCUUUCGGAUAUUGGCAGUCUGUCACACAGCAAUUCCUGAGCUAAAUGAGGAAAGCGGGAUUUUCAACUAUGAAGUAGAAUCACCAGAUGAAGGAGCUUUUCUUGUUGCAGCCAGAGAAUUUGGGUUUGAAUUCUGCAGAAGAACACAAUCAAGUGUAGUUGUCCGUGAAAGAAACCCUUAUGGACAGCCAAUUGAAAGGGAGUUCAAAGUUCUCAAUCUUUUGGAGUUCAAUAGCAAAAGGAAGCGGAUGUCCGUAAUUGUGCAGGAUGUGGAUGGGCAGAUUCUUCUUCUCUGCAAAGGUGCAGACAGCAUCAUACUUGAUCGGCUAUCAAAAAAUGGAAGAGAAUAUGAACUGGAUACUGUUAGGCAUCUGAAUGAAUAUGGAGAUGCAGGCUUGCGAACGUUGAUGCUUGCUUACAAGAAACUUGAAGAGUCAGAGUAUUAUACUUGGAACUGUGAGUUUGUCAAAGCGAAGACAACUAUGGGGCCAGAGAGAGAGGAACUUCUUGAACGGGUUGCGGAUUUGAUGGAAAAGGAUCUGAUUCUUGUGGGUGCAACUGCUGUGGAGGACAAACUGCAGAAGGGGGUUCCUCAGUGUAUAGAUAAACUAGCACAAGCCGGUCUCAAGAUCUGGGUGCUGACAGGUGAUAAGAUGGAAACUGCUAUCAACAUUGGAUUUUCAUGCAGUCUACUUCGGCAAGGCAUGAAGCAGAUCCUGAUAACAUCAGCUAAUGCAGAUGCCGAAAAGACUAUGAAAGAGAAUAUUUUGAUGCAAAUCACUGAUGCCUCACAAAUGAUCAAGCUGGAAAAGGAUCCUCAUGCUGCCUUCGCUCUAAUUAUCGAUGGGAAAACUCUAACUUAUGCUUUAGAGGACGAUCUGAAGCUUCAGUUUUUGGGUCUGGCAGUUGAUUGUGCAUCUGUCAUAUGCUGCCGGGUCUCUCCAAAGCAGAAAGCCCUGGUUACUAGAUUGGUAAAAGAAGGAACUGGAAAAACCACUUUAGCAAUCGGUGACGGCGCAAAUGAUGUUGGCAUGAUUCAAGAGGCUGACAUUGGUGUUGGUAUCAGCGGCGUUGAAGGCAUGCAGGCUGUGAUGGCUAGUGACUUCUCUAUUGCUCAGUUCCGGUUUCUGGAGCAACUUCUUGUUGUCCAUGGGCACUGGUGCUACAAGAGGAUUGCCCAGAUGAUAUGCUAUUUCUUCUAUAAGAAUAUAGCUUUUGGUCUCACGCUCUUCUACUUUGAGGCGUUCGCUGGGUUUUCAGGUCAGGCUGUCUACGAUGAUUGGUUCAUGCUGCUGUUCAACGUCAUUCUUACUUCAUUGCCUGUCAUAUCAUUGGGAGUUUUUGAGCAAGAUGUUUCUUCGGAAGUCUGCUUACAGUUUCCAGCACUAUACCAACAAGGACCAAGGAACUUGUUCUUUGACUGGUAUAGGAUAUGCGGUUGGAUGAUGAACGGUCUCUACUCGUCGCUUCUCAUAUUCUUCCUCAACAUCGGCAUCUUCUAUGACCAGGCAUUCCGUGCCGAGGGCCAGACCUCGGACAUGGCGGCUGUUGGUGCAACAAUGUUCACCUGCAUCAUCUGGACCGUCAACUGCCAGAUUGUGAUGACAAUGAGCCAUUUCACAUGGAUCCAGCACCUCUUCGUAUGGGGCAGCAUCUGCACUUGGUAUGUCUUCCUAUUCUUCUACAGCUUGUCCUCACCAAUCAUCUCGGGGGAUGCCUACCACAUCCUCACGGAAGUUCUCGCCCCUGCGCCCAUCUACUGGAUAGUCACGCUUCUGAUAACUGCAGUGUGCAACCUCCCCUACUUUGCCUUCCUCUCAUAUCAAAGAUCUGUCAACCCCUUGGACGACCACAUCAUCCAAGAGAUCAAGCACUUCAAGAAGGACGUCGAGGAUCAGCACAUGUGGACGAGGGAGUCGUCCAAGGCAAGGCAGAAGACCAUGAUAGGGUUCACAGCCCGGGUGGAAGACAAGAUCAGGCUGUUAAAAGGGAAGUUGCAGAAGAAGUACUCAUCUUUAGUUGUGCAAACAAUCUCAUAACAAUCCCUGUUUUUUUUUUCCUGGUUAGAGCUUCAUGGCCUUGUACUCUUUUUUUUUUUUUUUCCUUUUGCCCAUUCAUUUGUACUUUCCAGUUGGUUGCUUGGGGUUGCUACAGGUCCCAUUAUAUAGUUGUCUGUAUAUUUACGAGUUAUCACAGUUUCUGCUUAUGCAAGUAGAGUUGAUAUAUUCCACAGUUCUGUUUCUUGGUU